This is a messenger RNA of Fopius arisanus, 2281 nucleotides long. It is a transcript of the gene stck, whose product is annotated as LIM zinc finger domain containing stck. Gene Ontology annotation, cellular component: cytoplasm; cell-cell junction; focal adhesion. Gene Ontology annotation, biological process: positive regulation of integrin-mediated signaling pathway; cell-cell adhesion; positive regulation of substrate adhesion-dependent cell spreading. The coding region runs from base 745 to 2025 and encodes 426 amino acids. The record is from RefSeq and is a predicted model, not a curated record. The transcript is spliced from 7 exons. NCBI's taxonomy places the organism in Eukaryota, Metazoa, Arthropoda, Insecta, Hymenoptera, Braconidae.
UUUCUAUUUUUAGAACUGACACUAUUCCUCGUUCAUGCAUUUAAAAUGUGUAUUAACAUUACAAAACGGGUUUUUAUUCAUUAUUUUACGUUCGUUGGAAUGAUCGUUUUGUACUGAUCGGUUGAGUAUUUGCUGAAUGUCACUGAGUCCGAGGAGGGAUCUAGAAUAUUGUGUUAUCCACCUGCAAACGUUGAAUGCCCACGUGAUACUAAAAUCAUUCCUGGAGAGAUAAGUUAUCAGUCUAUAUGUGCUGAGCUGCAACUAUCGUAUGUCUGCUGUGUUGGGAGAUUUCGUGUUGCUUCACCAGUCUUUAGUUUUUAUGCUGUAUUCAAGUGCUAUUUGUAGUUUAGUUUGACGACUGAAUCUUAAGGAUGUCUCGUAAGAUUGAGGAGAAUAGAAUUUAAAAGUGGUUUUAUCAUUUGUUAAGUGUCUAGAGUCGUUUGUGAAUUAGCUAAAGACUCUAUCCUCUCAAUCCACUUAUUUAUGUUGAGAAAUCUCUAUUCAGUUUUAGUAAAUCAAAAAGUAAACUGAUUUAUUUGGUCAAAGUGUGAAAUUAAUCAGGACGCCCAACUUUAUUAAAAGUUACUGGAAGUCGAUUGGGGGAGAAUGAUAAUGUGCGGAGAUAUUUUCAGUGGAUAUUAAGUCUGUUCAUGAAAGGUCAUUCAUAAUUAAUAGAAAGUUGUUUACUCAUUGAAUUGAGAACAAAUAGAUUUCUCACCAUUAAUUAAUUUUGGGAGUCAUAAAAUGGCAGAGAGUCCAUCGAAGUUUCCCACAUCGUUGUCCCUCCUCUCUUUGGAGAACAGCGGUCUUUACCAUCGACGAAUGGCGUCCCGUCGAAAUUCCGCUGAGGGAGAUAAUGCUGAUGAGAGCACUGAAAAAGUUGAUUAUGAAGAACUUGCGGAGUGGAAGAAUCCCGAGGCUCCAAAAUUGCCUGCGAGAAAUCCUCCCUUUUCUCAUAAUGUUUACAAUGGCCCUGUCAUUGCGCCCAGGAAGGAGACCACUCGAAUCACUGGGAUGUCGUUGGACAACAUGUUCUGCUCCAGGUGCCGGGAGGGCUUCGAAGCACACGAAAAAAUUGUUAAUUCUCAUGGGGAAUUGUGGCAUCCACAGUGUUUUGUGUGUGCCCAGUGCUUCCGUCCCUUUCCCGAGGGGAUCUUCUACGAGUUCGAGGGUAGAAAAUACUGCGAACACGAUUUCCACGUUUUGUUUGCACCCUGCUGUGGUCGAUGUGGAGAGUUUGUGAUCGGCAGAGUCAUAAAGGCGAUGAACGCAAAUUGGCAUCCAGGAUGUUUCCGCUGUGAGGAAUGCGAUUUCGAACUCGCUGAUGCUGGAUUUAUCAAGUGCCAGGGAAGAGCUCUCUGUCAUACUUGCAAUGCUCGAGUGAAGGCUGGAGCCCUUGGGAAACACAUUUGUCAUCAAUGCCAUGGAGUCAUCGAUGACAAGCCCCUACGAUUCCGAGGAGAAGUGUAUCAUCCCUACCACUUCAAUUGUACUGCCUGUCAGGUGGAGCUGAAUUCCGAUGCUAGGGAAGUCCGAUCGCGGCCUGGAUAUGCAGCCAAUGAAAUGAAUGAAUUGUAUUGCCUUCGUUGCCAUGACAAGAUGGGAAUUCCUAUCUGUGGAGCUUGUCGACGUCCCAUCGAGGAGAGAGUGGUCACUGCCUUGGGAAAACACUGGCAUGUGGAGCAUUUCGUAUGUGCUAAGUGUGAAAAACCGUUCUUGGGACAUCGCCAUUACGAGAAAAAGGGCUUGGCUUACUGUGAGACUCAUUAUCAUCAGCUGUUUGGGAAUCUCUGCUUCGUUUGUAAUCAAGUUAUUGCUGGAGAUGUGUUUACAGCUCUCAACAAAGCCUGGUGUGUCCACCACUUUGCAUGUGCCUUCUGCGACCAGAAAAUGAAUCAGAAGACAAAAUUUUUCGAGUUUGAUCUGCGUCCAGCCUGCAAAAAGUGCUACGACAAAUUCCCUCAAGAAUUGAAAAAACGCAUGCGUCGAAUGUACGAUCUGAAUCCCAAGAGAAUACCCGCGUAAAGAUUCUCAUCUUGCCAACGGUCUAAACCGACGUCUCGAUUUCGAAAAUCUUCAUGUAUAACCAAAGUAACUCAACGUAUUUUACUGGAAUUUUUCUAACAAGCUUUUUUCUUAUUUUAUUAUCAUGCCCUAGAGGCGAUGCACUGCCUUCCUUUUUUGGGAACUUAAUCCACUUAAGGUGCGUCAACAAAUAAAUUUCUACGACAAUUUGAAUAAUUCAUAUUUACAAGAAAAUAAAACCUUAUAUUUGAAAUAA